Galendromus occidentalis (western predatory mite) is the source of this 2233-nucleotide messenger RNA. RefSeq names its product DNA-binding protein RFX2. Gene Ontology annotation, biological process: regulation of transcription by RNA polymerase II. The record is from RefSeq and is a predicted model, not a curated record. Gene Ontology annotation, molecular function: RNA polymerase II cis-regulatory region sequence-specific DNA binding; DNA-binding transcription factor activity, RNA polymerase II-specific. Lineage: Eukaryota; Metazoa; Arthropoda; Arachnida; Mesostigmata; Phytoseiidae. The transcript has 2 exons. The coding region runs from base 65 to 1885 and encodes 606 amino acids.
CUCGGUUGUCAGCCAGCGGCGGACGUCCACCGGCCUUGGAAACAGUUACCUUGGCGCCGGUAAGAUGAAUGGGACCGCUGGGAUCACUCCGGACUCCGAAACGUCACAAACUGUUCAGAUAACAACGGAUGAACAGGGGAACUCGACGUAUUAUCUCCAAUCUGCACAAGCCGUCCCCACCCAAGCGUUCGUAUAUUGUACGACAAACCCUGUCCCGGCCUCAGGUGGAAAUGCCGACACCGUGUAUACUUCCGCUGGCGGGACGACAUUUUACGCGACGACGACCGAGGGACAAACGGUCGCGUUCAGCGGAACGCCGACGGACAUAAGCGAUGUCGAGACGAGACCCAUGUCCGUAGACGAUGAAACGUCAAGGGGUCCCGACGAAACGCAGGCGACGUCGCUCCGCGACAUGGAUAUCGUCCACGUUCGAUGGUUGAUAGACAACUACGAGACAGCGGAAGGAGUUUCGCUCCCGCGGUCCACGCUCUACAACCACUAUCUGCGUCACUGCUCCGAGAACAAUCUCGAUCCAGUGAAUGCGGCGAGUUUUGGUAAACUCAUCCGGAGCGUAUUCCUCGGUCUGCGUACCCGGCGUCUGGGGACCAGAGGGAAUUCUAAGUAUCAUUAUUAUGGUAUCAGAGUGAAGCCAAGUUCUCCGCUUGCGGGUCUUCCGGUCGAGGAUUCGGACUCGAACCCACCGCCGGUCAUCGUGAGGCCGAAGCCCGUCACCGUGAAGCGAUGCUUGGGAAUUUCAUCGGACGUUUCUCCCGAUGUCAAGCCCAAAGUCGAUGACAUGAACGAGGCGAACCUCGCCGAGGUGAGCCUCGCAGGCAGCAAGGGCUUCCUCGGAGACCCCUCGCAGGCGUUGCCUUCUCAGUUGAUGAUGGUUCUCAUGUCGGGCGAGGGCGAGUUCAUCGACGAGAAGGAAGCGUACAAUUUCACUCUGAACUAUCGCGAAUAUUGUGAAUCUCUCCUGGACGUGAUCGUGAAUCUCCAGUUCCAGAAGGUGUCCCCCCUCUGGCAGCAGUUCUUCAUCACAUCCCCCAGUACGCCCGAGGAGGAGAAAAAACGCGACCACCUCCACCGGGUGCUCACGUCUCCCAGCGUGGUGACCUUCAUCCGGACUACAGAUACUCAAUUCUAUCACAAUCUCGUCCACGUUCUCAUCCCGGACGUUCUCCGGCCGGUGCCUGCGGCGCUCACGCAGGCAAUCAGGAACUUCGCCAAAAACGUCGAGCAGUGGAUGAGCAGCGCCAUGCAGAAAUGUCCGGAAGAAGCCAAGAAACUCAAACUUUCGUUAAUUAACUCAUUCGCCCAAACUCUGAGACGCUACACCUCACUGAAUCACCUCGCACAAGCGGCCCGUGCGGUCCUGCAAAACUCUGCCCAAAUUCAACAGAUGCUGCUCGAUUUGAACAAAGUCGACUUCCGGAACGUCCAAGAUCAGGCCUCAUGGGUCUGCGAAUGCGAUCCGGGUCUCGUUAGAGUUCUGGAACAAGACUUUAAGCGCCAACUCGAGAGUCAGGCUAGUCUAAGCGAUUGGGCUCGCUGGUUGGAACAGGUUGUCGACAAAGUUCUCGAGAACACGCUGGAUAUUGUGAAAUCGUCACGUCGCUUCCUAUUGACCUGGUCGUUUUACUCGUCGAUGAUCAUUAGGGACCUCACAUUACGAUCUGCGUCUUCAUUCGGAUCUUUCCACUUGAUUAGAUUACUGUCGGACGAAUACAUGUUCUACCUCGUUGAGCAGAAGGUGGCCCAAGCCCUGGAGAAAGUCCCAAUUUCGCUGAACGAAGACCUGAGCCAAGGCGACAUCAGUCUUUUCGAGACAGGAUACGAAGUUGUUCUGCCGGACGGGUGUGAUGUAAAGGACGUUCCCGGUUAACGAUGCGAUAUUUUGUGGAAUCGAAACGAAGAGAACAUUUAUAAGCGUAUACAUCAGAUUAGUCUGCGAGCAGAGGGUGUAUAUUUCAUAAAUAUUGCGUACUGAACUAUUCCAUCACAAAGCACCCAAACCCACCGUCAUAUUAUCACCUCAUCUCUUCCGGGAUGUUACCUUCAAUUUCGGAGUGACGAACAAAAUAAGUGAGGAACUGCGAAGAGAUCGCAGAGGAUCUCAAUAGAUAAAUUAUCGUAAGGCGGUGCUGUUAUUUUUGACUGGAUCAGCUCCCGAGCUGUCGGAAGAGGUGGUUCGAAUCCAGAUAUAUACCGACAGAUAUACACCACAUAUGUA